AUGUCUGGUUUCGUGAACCCCCAAGACUUCAGCAACAUACAACAGGGCGCUUCCUCGUCAAAUACGAAUAUGCCCGACGAUACCCCGAUGGCUCUAUUAGAGCAACUUGUCUAUGUAGACAACUUCAUGAACAACGCUGACCAGAAUGACCUCUCGGCCGAGCCUAAUUUCGACGACCAGCUCAGCGUCGAGCUCGCUGCGUUUGCCGAUGACUCGUUCAUUUUCCCCGACGAGGAAAAACCAAAGUUGAAGAUGGAGUAUUCCAACAGCAACAAUAACGACCAGUUCGACCAUUUCGAGUCCUCUGACCGCGCCCAGGGUUCCAUCCCUUCCACCAUAUCCGAGUUAUUGCAAAGGCCCUACUCGCAGCUUCAAAACGGCCAUGUGUCCGCCCCCUCCGCGCAGAAACCAGAACUGAGUUCUGAGUCCAGUCUCCCCAAAGUGACGGUGCCCCGCGGUGCGCAAAAUACUCUGUCCGCUGCUGGCCUCUCCCAAACACAGAUCGAGGCGCUUGCGACACUCAUAGCCUACCACAAACCCGACAUCAUCCAACGUGAGAACUCAUCUUCAGAGUCGAGCUCAGGAUCUCGCAACGGCUCGGAGUCUGGCGCCCAGGUGUCGUCGUUCGAACCUCUGGAGGCCAGUUCCAGCUCGCACAUCGUGCCCAUGUCGUCGACCGUCUCGCCGGACGUGUAUUCGUCUGAGCCUAAGGAGUACGUGGAAACAGACAAAAGAAGACGCAAUACGGCGGCGUCUGCGCGUUUCAGGAUCAAGAAGAAGCUGAAGGAGCAGGAGAUGGAGAGAAAACUCAAAGAACUUACGGACCUAUCGAGAAACCUCGAACUGAAAAUACAGCAGCUUGAAAUGGAAAACCGACUGCUCCGAAAUCUGGUGGUGGAAAAAGGUAGUCAAAGAGACAGCGAGGAACUGGAGCGAUUGCGCAAGAAGGCGCGGAUCAGCGUAGAUCAGGAAGGUUUCCCGAAGCCAAACUAG
Ogataea parapolymorpha DL-1 is the source of this 993-nucleotide messenger RNA. Its product is annotated as Transcription factor zip1. The record is from RefSeq and is a predicted model, not a curated record. Gene Ontology annotation, cellular component: nucleus; Cbf1-Met4-Met28 complex. The transcript has a single exon. Gene Ontology annotation, molecular function: DNA-binding transcription activator activity, RNA polymerase II-specific; RNA polymerase II transcription regulatory region sequence-specific DNA binding. Bases 1 to 993 code for a protein of 330 amino acids. NCBI's taxonomy places the organism in Eukaryota, Fungi, Ascomycota, Pichiomycetes, Pichiales, Pichiaceae. Gene Ontology annotation, biological process: regulation of transcription by RNA polymerase II.